CAGCCGCCGGGCUAGCAGGGCCGGGGCGCACAGCGCGCCUCCCCACCCUGGGCCCGCCGCAAGCCCUUCCUUCCUCUGUGCCAGGCACCAGCUGCGCCCCUCCGCGGCGCGGGCACUCGCAGACCCGCCUCGAGGCUGUUGACAGGUGCCUUCAGUCCUUCCUCCUUCCAGACCCCCAAAGGAAAAGAAAGCGAACAGCCAACCUCUCGCCCUCAUUAUGCACACGUUUGGAGAACGGUUGGUGGCGAACAACCCGCAGAAUCACUUCCAUCUCGUCGUCCCUGGACGGGAGGAGACAGUCCCAGUGACCGAGGCCGGAGCUAAGCCUUCUUGAGAGCGUUCCUCCACUUCUGCCGAUCACUUCUGCCUUCAAGGGGGGCUCGCGACCAGGUUGAAGUGCUGGUGAUGGGUGCCAGGGAGACAGAGCGAUGCCCAGACGGCCUGGGCCGCCGGAGACAGGUAACUGUCCUGCUGCCUUUCCAGGCGUCUAGGCCAGUCCUUGGCCAGAGGAUCUGGGGCUGAAAGGCUCGCGAACUCUGGAGGGGGUAGCCAGGGACAGGGGACCAAGAGGAUCUGCCCGCUCAGGCCCCCUCCCUCCCUGCGGCGGCGAGGUGGGAAGGGCCAGGAUCGGAGUUUAGCACCUCCUCCAGAAAUGCAGCACUCCGGCCCCCACCCCGCCCUCCACACCCCUCCUUCACGCGCUCCCUCCUGCUCCCUUCCGUGGGCGCCCUUCUCCUGUCCGCAUCUCGGUUCUCCGGAGUCCCUUGGUGCCCCCUUUCUCUUCUCCUUGCCCUCUCCUCACUCCUCUUACCUCCUGGAGUUUCUCCCUCUCCAGCCCCUCCGCCCCCGCCAGAUUCUGAGGGGCGGGAGCGCUUUGGGCUGCGCGCGGUUGGGGGCGCCGCGCCAGCUUCGCGUAGAUGCUCUGACGCCGCCGCCGCCGCCACCGCCGCCCUCCGCAGCCCAGCCCGCGCCCCGCUGCAGCUCCGCAGUGCACUCGCCACCGCCGCUCCGCCAGCCCCGCUGCCCGCCCUCCGGGUCGGCCUUGAGCGAGCCUCAGACGCCAGCCGAGGGGGUCAUGAGCCAGAGCGCCCCGGGGCGCCGCGGGGAAAGCGAGCGAAGAUAGCGGUCUCGCGCCCCCGUGGCCCUCACCGCCUUGCCGUGCGUCCCCCGCGUCCCCAGACCCUUCCGUCCUUUUCUCGGGCCCCGCUGCCGCCAUGGCCACCCUGCUCCGCAGCAAGCUGUCCAACGUGGCCACGUCCGUAUCCAACAAGUCCCAGGCCAAGGUGAGCGGCAUGUUCGCCAGGAUGGGUUUUCAGGCGGCCACCGACGAGGAGGCGGUGGGCUUCGCGCACUGCGACGACCUCGACUUUGAGCACCGUCAGGGCCUGCAGAUGGACAUCCUGAAAACCGAGGGCGAGCCCUGCGGGGACGAGGGCGCUGAACCGCCCGUCGAGGGAGACAUCCAUUACCAGCGAGGCGGCGGCGCGCCCCUGCCGCCCUCGGGCUCCAAGGACCAGUCCCUGGGAGCUGGUGGCGAGUUCGGGGGCCACGACAAGCCCAAGAUCACGGCGUGGGAGGCGGGCUGGAACGUGACCAACGCUAUCCAGGGCAUGUUCGUGCUGGGCCUGCCCUACGCCAUCCUGCACGGCGGCUACCUGGGAUUGUUCCUCAUCAUCUUCGCCGCCGUGGUGUGCUGCUACACUGGCAAGAUCCUCAUCGCAUGCCUGUACGAGGAGAACGAGGACGGCGAGGUGGUACGCGUGCGGGACUCGUAUGUGGCCAUCGCCAACGCUUGCUGCGCUCCGCGCUUCCCCACGCUGGGCGGCCGCGUAGUGAACGUGGCGCAGAUCAUCGAGCUGGUGAUGACUUGCAUCCUGUACGUGGUGGUGAGCGGCAACCUCAUGUACAACAGCUUCCCAGGGCUGCCCGUGUCGCAGAAGUCCUGGUCCAUCAUCGCCACGGCGGCGCUGCUGCCCUGCGCCUUCCUUAAGAACCUCAAGGCCGUGUCCAGGUUCAGCCUGCUGUGCACUUUGGCCCACUUCGUCAUCAACAUUCUGGUCAUUGCCUACUGCUUAUCGAGGGCGCGCGAUUGGGCCUGGGAGAAGGUCAAGUUCUAUAUCGACGUCAAGAAGUUUCCCAUCUCCAUUGGCAUCAUCGUGUUCAGCUACACGUCGCAGAUCUUCCUGCCUUCGCUGGAGGGCAACAUGCAGCAGCCCAGCGAGUUCCACUGCAUGAUGAACUGGACGCACAUCGCCGCCUGCGUGCUCAAAGGCCUCUUCGCGCUCGUCGCCUACCUCACCUGGGCCGAUGAGACCAAGGAGGUCAUCACGGAUAACCUGCCCGGUUCCAUCCGCGCCGUGGUCAACAUCUUCCUGGUGGCCAAGGCCCUGUUGUCCUACCCAUUGCCCUUCUUCGCUGCUGUCGAGGUGCUGGAGAAGUCGCUCUUCCAGGAAGGCAGCCGCGCCUUCUUUCCCGCCUGCUACGGCGGCGACGGGCGCCUCAAGUCGUGGGGCCUGACGCUGCGCUGCGCGCUGGUCGUCUUCACGCUGCUCAUGGCCAUCUACGUGCCGCACUUCGCGUUGCUUAUGGGCCUCACCGGCAGCCUCACGGGCGCCGGCCUCUGCUUCCUGCUGCCCAGCCUCUUCCACCUGCGCCUGCUCUGGCGCAAGCUGCUGUGGCACCAGGUCUUCUUCGACGUCGCCAUCUUCGUCAUCGGCGGCAUCUGCAGCGUGUCCGGCUUCGUGCACUCGCUGGAGGGCCUCAUUGAGGCCUACCGAACCAACGCGGAGGACUAGGGCGCUAGGGCCAGCCCCGGCCACCCUCCCGCGCUCUCCCCGCUGCCCACCCACCCCUCCCCCAACAAACCCGUGCGCCCUGCAGCCGCGCUUGGGAAGCCAAGCUUUAAACAUCUCUGGCUCCCCGUUUCUGAUUUUGGGGGUUGGGGGCGGGAGGGGAUAGGGAUCCACAAUCCAUUGCGUCUGCGUUUCUGUUGUCCUUUCUUUUCCACAACACCCUGGUUUCGGGGGAGGCGGCGGCGCAUCUGUGGGCAGGGUUUUCUGUCCUUCCAGGAGGGGCCCCGACACUUUGGUCCCUGUCACCGAGGGGGGGGGAAGGGAGGGAGAGGGGGCGCAACUCGCAGGCGCAGAAACUUGACCUUGUGGGCACAUUUCACAGCCAUCAGUGCUUGGAAUCUGCAGAGUCUAGCCAUUUCCAGCAAGAACGAUUCCCAUUCCGGAGACAUUUCAACCCUUCAGCGGGAAAGGCUGGCCGGGAAAUCCGUUUCGGGUGGGCGAUUUCCUUCGCCGAAGCGGGGAAGCGAGAAGCCCCGGCGGGGCCGGCUUGCUUGCCGGUUUUCAGGAAUCCAGACUCAUCUUGUGCAAUUUAUCAGGUUGUGGAGCUGCUCUACUGUGCGUGUGGUGUGCUCGUGGUGAAUAAGAUGAAAUGUGUAUCAGAAAAAAAUCUUUCUCUAAUUUAGAGUGCGGUGCAUAAUUAUAUCCGCAAAUAAAGAAGAAACAAAGGCA
Messenger RNA from Delphinapterus leucas (beluga whale), 3521 nucleotides. It is a transcript of the gene SLC32A1, whose product is annotated as solute carrier family 32 member 1. NCBI's taxonomy places the organism in Eukaryota, Metazoa, Chordata, Mammalia, Artiodactyla, Monodontidae. Gene Ontology annotation, cellular component: vacuolar membrane. Gene Ontology annotation, molecular function: L-amino acid transmembrane transporter activity. Gene Ontology annotation, biological process: amino acid transmembrane transport. The record is from RefSeq and is a predicted model, not a curated record.